Messenger RNA from Ceratotherium simum simum (southern white rhinoceros), 3348 nucleotides. The record is from RefSeq and is a predicted model, not a curated record. Lineage: Eukaryota; Metazoa; Chordata; Mammalia; Perissodactyla; Rhinocerotidae.
AUGGGGGAGGUGAAAGGACUGGCCGCCCUGCCCCUGCCUCCCAAGCAGGAGUCAGCGCUGAAGGCCCUGGGGACAGAAGGCCUCUUUCUCUUUUCCUCCUUGGACACUGACCGGGAUAUGUACAUCAGCCCUGAGGAGUUCAAGCCCAUCGCUGAGAAGCUGACAGGGUCAAGUCCUGCUGCCAGCUACGAGGAGGAGGAGCUGCCUCCUGACCCCAGUGAGGAGACGCUCACCAUAGAAGCCCGAUUCCAGCCUCUGCUCCCGGAGUCCAUGACCAAGAGCAAAGACGGGUUCCUAGGGGUCUCCCGCCUGGCCCUGUCUGGCCUCCGCAACUGGACGACCGCAGCCUCGCCAAGCGCUGUGUUUGCCGCCCGCCACUUCCAGCCCUUCCUCCCGCCUCGGGGCCACGUGGAGCUGGGCGAGCCCUGGUGGAUCAUCCCCAGUGAGCUGAGCGUCUUCACCGGCUAUUUGUCCAACAACCGCUUCUACCCGCCACCGCCCAAGGGCAAGGAGGUCAUCAUCCACCGGCUCCUGAGCAUGUUCCACCCGCGGCCCUUCGUGAAGACCCGCUUUGCCCCUCAGGGGGCCGUCGCCUGCCUGACUGCCAUCAGUGAUUUCUACUACACCGUGAUGUUCCGCAUCCACGCCGAGUUCCAGCUCAGCGAACCACCCGACUUCCCCUUCUGGUUCUCGCCCGGCCAGUUCACCGGCCACAUCAUCCUCUCCAAAGACGCCACCCAUGUCCGUGACUUCCGGCUCUUCGUGCCCAACCACAGGUCUCUGAAUGUGGACAUGGAGUGGCUGUACGGGGCCAGUGAGAGCAGCAACAUGGAGGUGGACAUCGGCUACAUACCCCAGAUGGAGCUGGAGGCCGUGGGCCCCUCCGUGCCCUCCGUGAUCCUGGACGAGGAUGGCAACAUGAUCGACAGCCGCCUGCCCUCAGGGGAGCCCCUCCAGUUUGUGUUUGAGGACAUCAAGUGGCAGCAGGAGCUGAGCUGGGAGGAGGCUGCCCGGCGCCUGGAGGUGGCCAUGUACCCCUUCAAGAAGGUCACUUACUUGCCGUUCACCGAGGCCUUUGACCAAGCCAAGGCCAAGAACAAGCUGGUGCACUCGAUCCUGCUGUGGGGGGCCCUGGACGACCAGUCUUGCUGAGGUUCAGGGCGGACUCUCCGGGAGACUGUCCUGGAAAGUUCGCCCAUCCUCGCCCUCCUCAACGAGAGCUUCAUCAGCACGUGGUCCCUGGUGAAGGAGCUGGAGGACCUGCAGGACAACCAGGACAACCCAUCCCACAAGAAGCUGGCUGGCCUGCACCUGGAGAAGUACAGCUUCCCCGUGGAGAUGAUGAUCUGCCUGCCCAAUGGCACCGUGGUCCACCACAUCAACGCCAACUACUUCUUGGACAUCACCUCCAUGAAGCCUGAGGACAUCGAGAACAACGUCUUCAGCUUCUCGUCCACUUUUGAAGACCCGUCCACGGCCACUUACAUGCAGUUCCUGAAGGAGGGCCUUCGGCGCGGCCUGCCGCUCCUCCAGCCCUAGUGUGCCUGCCAGGCCAGUGAGAAGCCAGGCUGGAUGGGGGAGCUGGAAAGUCAGACCUGCAGCGCUGGUGGAUGCGCCCCUCCGCCCCAGAGCCAGUGGUCCUUGCACAUUUCAAACUUCAGACACUCCCACCCCUGCCACUCCCAGGCUGCCUGUGGGGUCCGAGGUCAACCAAGGGUGGCCAUCCUAGCUUUGCCUCAGUGAUGCGGGGUAGACGGGGGUCCUUGGGCUAACCAGGACGACGCACCUCUAGCUCUGGCUGCCAUUGUCAGCUCUUUACUACCCACCUGGCUCCAGAAGCUUCUUGAGACCCCCAAAACAGGGCCUGGGGUCAUUUCCAUGGACCUCACCCACUCAGAUACAUAGUGCAGGCCCUUGUGGGGUGAAGAAUAGGGAGGAGUGGGUGCCAGGAAGACACAGCCACCCCUCUCUCUUUAUUGUCGCCCUCCUCCCAAAAGAAACAUCAAGAAGCCCUGGCCUGGGUGGGAAGGGGGUGCCAAGGAAACACUCCUGUUAGUCUGGAGCCUUCUUCCUGGCCACAGCCCUGGCUGCCCUCCUGUGCCUAGUGUCCCCAGUGGGGUCAGUCUCAGCUGGAGACAGCCUUCUGGACGCUCUGGGCAGAACCCUCCUUCAGAAGGGGAAAUCAUACUGUACCCGAGACCUCGGCUCCCCAGACCACUCAAUCCUACUAAUGAGAGGACCCCAGAACCUAUGUCGGGACUUGCUGGGGGCCAGCUGUCUGGGGAGGUUUACUGUGAAGUUGGCUUCUGCCCUGAGCAAGGGAGUCCCCUGAGGGGUCCCUGAGGUGCAGGGCCCAGGCACCUCCCCCCAGCACAGGGUCCCAGGAGAGCUGCUGGAGCCAGUGCAGUGCCUCCCACCCUGGGACCCAGCUCCACACAAGUGCAGCCCAGACCAGUCUGUCCACCACUGGGUGGCCGUUGACCCUCCUUGGCCAUUCUCGGGGCCUUGGUCCAUGUCCUGAGCCACUCACCACGGCCAGUCUCUUUUUAUACAUGCAGAAAAGUGUUUUUAUGUGAACUUUCUCACAGUUUGUAGGUAUUUUUGAUAACCCCAGCGCUGAGGAGAAAGAAGGGGCAAUGGCUUUCCCGCAGCUGCCCCAUGAUGGCUGGAUCUGAAAUCCUGGAUGGAUCCAGCUUGAUGUCUUUGCAGUUGCACCUAUGGGAAGAAAGAGUCCUCUCUUCCUUCUCCUCUUCCAGCUUUUUAAAAACAGUCCUCAGAGGGUCAGUGUACCCCCAACCCUACCCUUGUCCUCCUCUCCAGCCCUCGAGAGGCCCUUGGGCUCUCAGUAAGGCCUUGGAGCCAAUCCUGCUCCCCCACCCCGCAGGGGCUCACUCUCACACCUGGCAGAGGAGGCAAAGCAGACAUUUCCUCAGAUGCACUCCCGGGCCUCCCAUCCGCCGAGUUCCCCUGCCUGCUGCUGCAGUGUCCACACGAGUCUUCCCUGUCGGAGGGAAUCUUAACUCUGUUAAGAUUACGUGUACUUUCUCAUUUAGUCCUCACAACAAACCUGUGAGGUGGAUAUUAAUUGUCCCCAUUUUGCAGAUGAAGAAACUGAGUCUCAGGGAAGCGAAGUGACUUACCAAGGUCACUCAGUGGUAGAGUUGAGAUUCGGCCUGCAUCUUGAUUUUGGAGUGUGUUUUGCACUGCAUCCCCACCUCUCUCCCUUGUUCUCGCUGAGUUGAAAAAGAAAGCCUUUCGAACCAAAAUGUCUCAUUCCCUUCCGAUCUCCAGACCUAAUCAGGCACGGGCCAGCAAGCUCAGCCACGUUCUUUGUGUCCUGGGAGGCAG